Amoebophrya sp. A25 is the source of this 1238-nucleotide messenger RNA. Lineage: Eukaryota; Dinophyceae; Syndiniales; Amoebophryaceae. The record is from the annotation of a GenBank genome assembly.
UUCCACCUCGAGUUGCACACGCAGCCCUACCACUUUUACAAGAAACUACUACGACUUUUGUGGUUGAAUUAUAUCCACAACAGCAUCGCGAUGUCAUCUGUGAACGAUCCUGCUGCUAUGGCUGCAUUGGCUGGCGAGGAGGCCAGCGCCGGCCUGACUGGUGGCGCCACGUCUUCUACUGCUACUCCGGCUGAACAGGUGCAGGCUGAGAUGAAUGCUGCUGCUGCUGCGGCUGGUACUAAGAAGAAGAUGAAGAUGAAGAAAAUGGGUGCAGCUGGAGCCGCUGAAGCUGCGUCUGCCAAUGGUGACGAGGAUGACGAUGCUGUGAUGGACCUUGGUGGUCAAGAGUAUGAUCUUCUUCAAGAAGAGGGUGAGCCCAAGCCUGCAGCUACGACCUCCACGACCACGACCUCCAACAACCGCAACCGCAAGAUGGGGACCACGGUACUAGAGGUUAUUUGAUAGGUUAUUUAGGUCCAAAAUCCUUCUGAUUUUUUUCAGUUUCAGAUGGUUAAAGUUGGUGGGUAUUCUGGCGGGUAUUUAUAGGAUAUUCUUGGCGGGUAUUUAGGAGAUAAAGUUUGGUUAUUUUGAUUUUCUAUUUGAAAAUCAAGGGUUUAGAAGAGGGAGGGAUGAUGUUCAUUUUACAAAUAACCACCUAUUUAUCCGUUUGAGCAAUCCACUUUAUCCACCCGAAUACCCGUUUGAGAUUGUGUGCGUUUGAUCCAAAUAACCGCCAAGAAUAGCCACUACUUUAACCUCUGCCCAAAUGAUCCCAGUUCUAUCUUCAACUUUAUGGUUUAGAUGUUUAGAACUUUGAAAAUGAAGAUCCUUACCUCUUAUCCAAGACAGCCUCUCCUUCUUACUAACUGCCGCCUCGCUUGAUUCCUAUCAUCAUCCAUCUAAAACACUUCACAGAAACGCAUUGCUGCUUUGAAUUCGCCGGGUGCAGAUGCUCGCGUUGGCGCGGGAGCGGCGAAACGUUCUCGCAAGGUUGUUCCGCAGUUGAACCACUCCCACGACGAGUUGUACGCCUACUGCAAGGAGAAGCUUCGCAACAAGUCGAAGUCGGAGAGCUGGGGCUUCGGAAUGGCAACGUUCUUGGUUGGGCUGGAGGCCUUUGGUACCAAACCGAUUAACGAUGUUACCCUCGCUGGGUCGGUCUUCAAGAAUGCCAUCGAGUUCCUCAUCGACGAGGUGAAGCGCAUCUUGCAGGAGCGUGAUGCCGCUGGUUUGCGCGA